UCACAUGCUUUUUCUUUGAAUGGUUAAGAGUGCCCAGCUAGGUUUGCUUUCCCAAUAUAUCACUUAGAAUCAUAAUAUUUUAGAGUUGGAAGGGAACUUUGAGGUCGUCUAAUCCAGUGUUUCCCAACCUUGUGCCUCCAGAUGUUUUGGGACUACAACUCCCAUCAUCCCUAGCUAGCAAGACCAGUGGUCACGAAUGAUGGGAAUUGUAGUCCGAAAACAGCAGGAGGCACAAGGUUGGGAAACACUGGUCUAAUCCAACCCCUGCCUUAAUGCAGGAUGUGUAAUGGAGGAUGCAACUACCGGUAUGUUAUCUCUGACAGAUGGCCGUUGAGUCUCUGCUGAAUACCUUUUGUCAAAUGAGAGCCCACCCUUGCUCUUCCCCUCAGACCUUAAACCAGGCAUCCCCAAACUGCGGCCCUCCAGAUGUUUUGGCCUACAACUCCCAUGAUCCCUAGCUAACAGGACCAGUGGUCGGGGAAGAUGGGAAUUGUAGUCCAAAACAUCUGGACGGCCGAAGUUUGGGGAUGCCUGCCUUAAACCCUCACCACAACUGGAGGUUUUGAAACUUUUAUUGAUGAAGUCGGCACAGCUUCCCAACGUGGGUCUACAGGUUACAAGCAGGUUAAACAUGAUAGAGCAAUAGGUACAACAUGAAAUAACAACAUGAAAGGUACAACAUGAAAUAACAACAUGAAAGGUACAACAUGAAAUAACAACAGUAGUGCUGCAUUAUUGGAGCCUGGUGCAAUGUCAACACCUACGAAGUCAUCCCUGAAAACACUGUCAUCUAUGGAGCUGACUGCCUUCGGCGAGUGCAGACUGAGCGGCCCCAGCCACAGACAUUGCAGCUGGACUUCCUAAUGAAAAUCCUGCCAAACUAUCACCAUCUUUAAAAAGCCAUGAAACCAUCUUCUACUCCUGUGAAGAGCUGAAGACACCCUUCUCCCAGCAUGCUUACCAGAACUGCAGUGCUUUCAGGACUCUUGCGUCCGCAAGAACUAACUCACUUACAUGCUCGUUCAUUCCAUUGUGCAACAUAAUAAUUAUUUAUUAAAAUGGUGAAAAAUGAAAAAAAUAACAACAACAGUAGUGGACACACCUUCUCCCAUCUCUCAGGAUUUUGAGACUAGGCACAGGAAUUGCUAACAAGUUCUUCUGAACAGAUGAGAAGUAAAAAGAAGCAAUCCCAAACAAUGCAAUGAAUAAUGUUGGUAUGAUAAUUUUAGAUAAUAUAAAAUAUUCAGCGAUUUCUUUUAAAAGACAGUUGUACAGUGCUAACGUUUUAAUUGGUUUUGUUAAUAUUGGUUGUGUGACAUUUCAGUGAGAAGUUGCCAAGGGUGCGGGGGUGGGGUGUAACUUCGCCAAGACCUUGGGAAUUUCACAGCAUUAAAUGCAUCUUUUAAAUCUUAUUUGCAAUCCUAAAGGAUAAAUGCUCUUUAAAAAAAAACCAACAACAAUCCCAAACCCAAGAAAACUAAUAAUAUUAGGUUAUUCAGGUGCCACCCACAAGCUGAAACCUGUGACUUGUCGUGUUACAAUUAUUGUAAUGAAAUAAAUAUUAACCAGUGUGGUAUACAGUAAGCAUAUAGUAUUGGCCUGGGGUUCAAUUUCCAUUUGGCCACAAAAUGUAGCUUAGCCUACGUUUAUGAUUGUUGCUCCCUGAUUUCCUGCGAGAUGGGAGGGCAGUAGAAAUAUAAAUGGGAUAAAAUAAUGGUAGUAAGCCAGAAUGUCUGGAAUCAGAAUGGGUUUUAUCAGUUUAAUGUCUAUUAUAUAUAUGAGAGAAGAAGUUAAAUCUAUGUACUCUGUUCCCUACAGAACUGUUGCUGGAAGAAAUAGAAUUGUCUUUCAGAAAGCUUUUGGCCUGUCUUCUUCAAUGUGUGCCCCCAAAGGCCUUGCUUAGAGAGUAGGUCAGGAUGAGCUAAUCCAGUGUGGCAAUGGAUAUAUACACAUGGCACAUGGGAAUACGUAGCACGUCAGGCGCUGCAACCUUACAACAGUUUGACUUCACCCCUGAAGGCGCACUCCUCCAUCGCCUCAAAGACAGAUGGACGCCAACAACCAAUUAACAUAACUGCAAUACCACUGGCCAGUGUCUUGUUUGUGUACUAUAAUUUCUCUGCUGUCCUCAUGUGGAUUUUAAAGCUUGCGUGCCCUUGAUAGGUCAGUCAUAUGAUUUCCUCUCUGCAGUUCAAAUUCCUUUGUGUUGGAUUAAUGGCUUGCAAGUAGUGUAGGAAUUAAUAGGACUCCUAACACCGAGGGUGGGGUGGUGGGCUGCUGCAAGUUGUUUGUGCUGACACUGGCAAGCAAACUGAAAUGUGCUUUAGGUGAUAAAGAGAUGGUGAAAGAGGGAAGUCGAAAUCCUUUUCUCUGUUUGUCUGCCCCCAAAUGGAAGAGAAGAGGCAGCUACUCUUUACACAGAACAUAAAACAAGCCCCCUGUCAAGAACAGACUGACUUAAACUCUCAGUAUCUCUUCGCUUGCUCUUAAAAAUUGAGAAGAGUGGAAACCCAGGUAAAAAUACACUUGCGUUUCUGUUUGUAGCAAGAUGUUUCUUCUUCCCAACAAUGGGACAAUCCCUCUUCCUCUUUUGCAAAGGGAAGAGGAAAUGCAAGACACUGAAAGGGCUCAGGUGGGUUCAACUCUUAGCAUCUCCAGGAAGGGCCCCCUGCCAGAAACCCUGGAGAGUCACUGCCUGUUAGUGCAGACAACACUGAGCUGCAUGGAUCAAUGGUCUGACUCAAAUGAGGCAUCUUCCUGUGUUCAGACAUGUUCCAUUUGCGCAGUUUAUGCAUGAGGUCAGGUCAUUGUAGCCAUAAGCUAUGAUCCAGAGAGAGCCUACUGUGUUUGCACAGGCUGCAGCUUGAUGCAAAGUUUGCAUUGGCACAACUGGAUGUCAUUUAUUUACACGGUUCACUUUCCUCCCCUCUUGCAUCUCUCAGUAAACAGAAGCCGUGUUUUGAAAUUUCCCUGAAUUUAAAGUUCACUCUAAACGGAUGCUGGAGUAGCACUGAAGUGCAGGUGUAGACUGUGCCAGGCUCCAGGUGCGUUCCCCUGGUUUGGCAUGGAUAUUGGUGGGACGCUUGUGAAAUUGGUCUACUUUGAACCAAAGGACAUUACCGCCGAGGAGGAACAGGAGGAAGUGGAAAACCUGAAAAGCAUCAGGAAGUACUUGACUUCCAAUACAGCCUACGGUAAAACUGGGAUUCGAGAUGUCCACCUCGAACUGAAAAACUUGACUAUGUGUGGGCGGAAAGGGAACCUUCAUUUCAUCCGUUUUCCAAGCUGUGCUAUGCACAGGUUCAUACAGAUGGGUAGUGAAAAGAACUUCUCAAGCUUGCACACCACACUUUGUGCCACAGGAGGCGGAGCUUACAAGUUUGAAGAAGACUUUCGAACGAUUGCUGACCUCCAGCUUCAUAAGCUAGAUGAGUUGGACUGCUUGAUCCAGGGCCUGCUCUAUGUGGAUUCUGUCGGUUUCAACGGCCACCCGGAGUGCUAUUAUUUCGAAAACCCCGCAGAUCCUGAACGGUGUCAGAAAAAGCCUUACUGCCUUGAUAAUCCUUUUCCUAUGUUGCUGGUUAACAUAGGCUCUGGGGUCAGCAUCUUAACUGUGUAUUCCAAGGACAACUAUAAGAGAGUUACGGGGACCAGUCUCGGUGGUGGUACAUUCCUGGGCCUGUGUUGUUUGCUGACUGGCUGUGAGACUUUUGAAGAAGCGCUGGAAAUGGCAGCUAAAGGGGACAGCACCAAUGUUGAUAAGCUGGUGAAGGAUAUUUAUGGAGGAGACUAUGAACGGUUUGGUCUUCAGGGAUCUGCCGUAGCAUCAAGCUUCGGCAACAUGAUGAGCAAAGAAAAGCGAGAUUCCAUCAGUAAAGAGGACCUAGCAAGAGCGACCUUAGUUACCAUCACCAAUAACAUCGGCUCCAUCGCUCGGAUGUGUGCUCUGAAUGAGAACAUUGAGAGGGUGGUGUUUGUCGGAAACUUCCUGAGAAUCAACACGGUCGCUAUGAAGGUACUUGCAUAUGCCAUGGACUACUGGUCAAAGGGACAACUCAAAGCUCUCUUUUUGGAACACGAGGGUUAUUUUGGUGCUGUUGGGGCCCUUCUGGAAUUGCUUAAAAUGACAGAUGAUCAAUGAUGAAGCCUCCAGGAGCCCAAUGCCUGUAGAAGCUGCUACAAGACGGACAGCUGCUAGGAGGAUGGAAAGAAGCCAUGACGGACACUCUUACCUGCUGGAUUUGUAAAUAAUAAUUUAAACUCCUUUUAGCUGAUCUUUUAACUUUAGGGUUGGACAUUAGCUUCACAAUUUGUACCAGGAAUCUAAAAGAAAAAAAGAGGCAUUUUAAAGUGUAUACAACAUUUUUUAAGACAAAAAAAAAUGUGCAAUGUGGCCAAACAUGGCAGAUUUUUAUGGAUCGUGUCUAAAAAGUGGAUACUGUGUGGGAAAUGGACCUAAGAUAUGUGACGACACUGGUUUUAUUUUAUUAUUUUUCUUCUGGGGUUUACUGACCUAGUGUGAUAUAAUUAUUCUUUUAGUAAUUGCUCUAGGAGAUUUUUUUUAUUAAAAUCUUUCAUGACGUUUCAUGAUUGCUGUUGGUUUCAGGUGAAACCGCAAAACUAGUAUAUAGUGUGAGCAGUAAUGAAUCUUGUUGCCUUCAUUAUUAUUAUUAUUAUUAAACUGUGUUUCCAUUUCCCCCAAACUUUCUGUGAUUGCCCAUGUUGUCAUCAAAUCCACCGAAAAUAGGAAGAAGACCUCAACCUUUCCUUUCAGAAACUCGCGCACAAUGAGUUAACUAUUCCUUGUAGCACCGGAAAUCCUUAUUUGUGGUACGCUGAGCUGAAAAAAAAUAUUAUUGGGCCAUGGGCAGGGGGAGGACUAAUUCCCACAGUCUGCAGAUGCAGAUGACAUGGUAGACCUGUGUUCUUACAUACCUGAAUGCGCCUGCAUGCAAAGAAAACACAUUGGUACCUCUACUUACUAAUUUAAUGCGUUCCGAACACACAUGUGUAAGUCGAAAUAAUUUGUAAGUCGAAUCCCAUAGGAAUGCAUUGGGAGAAAAAUUCAUAAGUCGAAGCAACCCUAUCUAAAAAUCCGUAAGUAGAAAAAAUCCUAUCUAAACCGCAUCCAAGAUGGCGGACGGAGCUCCAUUUGUAAGUAGAAAAAUUUGUAAGUAGAGGUACCACUGCAUAUCUCUUCCCCUCUCAUGCCAGCAUUCUACAUGCAGAUGUGUUUUUCUUUUUUCAUAUGGAGAAGCAUUCAAUCGUGUGAACCCCCACCUGAAAUCUGAAAAUGGUACAAUCCAGCAAGUUUAACCACCUCCUCUGCUGUUUGUGAGAACUGGGCCUUACUUAAAAUACAUUUUUAGUAUGCUGAAAAGUUCUUCGGCUGUUACAAGACGAAUGCCAUGCCAUAUAUCUGACACUUUUAAAAAUGUCAAAUGUGUCAGACCACAUGUUGAGUAUUAAUGUGUACUAUUUCUUAGAAGUUCUUAUUGAUAUUUACCACAAGGAACAAACAACAUACAGUGGUGGUAUAAAAUGUUCAAAUUUAAAAUGUUUGAGUGAAUUAACUACGUGCCCUGGCUGAUCAACUACAAGAAUUAUGGACCUCGCAAAGAACAGAUUAAUUUCCUAAGUUCCUUUCUACCUUGUUGAUUCACAUUGGAAAGACAGUUCUGUUUUUGCAAAAUGUAAAAUGUCUGUCACGUGGUGGCAGGGGAUGACACCAUUAGCUUUAAGGAGCAAACGUUCUCUCUAAUAAAUUUGAAUUAUUUGUUUGGAAUACAGUAUUUGAUUUCUUUACCUUGAAACCUUUAAUAAAUUAACACUAACUGUUCACUUACCUGGCUGAAAUAAAAACAAUCCAUUACUGUUGUGAUGGCUUUGAAUGCAUCUGUGGCCUCCUUUUCAUUUAAGAGCUUUACUGUCCUGCUUUUCUUAACUUUUCAGGUUUUCAUUACAGGCAUAGCUGCCAAGUUUUCCCUUUUCUCGCGAGGAAGCCUAUUCAGCAUAAGGGAAAAUCCCUUUAAAAAAGGGAUAACUUGGCAGCUAUGAUUACAGGUGCUUAAUUAUUUGUUGGAUUGUUUAAAACAAUGCAGAAGAGGGGUGGGGAAGCCAGCUGAACAUAACACCCAAAGGUGGACAAUCCAGUUCCACACCUAAAUCCCUGCCAUUAUACCUAAAAUACUGGAUUUAACAUUUGUGGGCGGAGUUAUAAAGUAGCAUUUACAAUAGGUCUACGGACAAGAUGAGCAGCAGCAUCGAAUACUCUUUUCAGGGUGGGAAAAGCACUUAGAGUCUCAACAAAUAUAUGAAUUUAGAUACAGUGGUACCUCGGGUUACAGAUGCUUCUAGAUUACAGUCUCCACCAACCCAGAAAUAGUACCUUGGGUUAAGAACUUUGCUUCAGGAUGAGAACAGAAAUCACAUGAUGGCGGCACGGCGGCAGCAGGAGGCCCCAUUAGCUAAAGUGGUACCUCAGGUUAAGAACAGUUUCAGGUUAAGAACAGACCUCCAGAACAAAUUAAGUUCUUAACUCGAGGUACCACUGUACAGUACUUUACAUGUUUGUCUACCAAGCAACUCUGGAGCUGAGUACAGUAUAUAUGUCCGGCAAACCCUGACAGAACAAUGCAAAAAGCAGCAGGAGGUUUAGGCGAUGCAGAUAAAGUAAUUUACUCUUGUCUUUUGGUGACACACGCCCCCAGUCAGAAAAUGCCUCUUGUGUUCUCUCCCAGAGGCCUCUUCAAAUGCAGGACUGUUAGCCGGAUCUCUUUCUUGCAGGCUUUAAUUCUUCCAGUAGAGGGCAAUGUUGGACGGGAGUUUGAAGUUUUCAAACCCGUCUCUCAUGUGGGAUUUUGUGAUUUAAAAGAACAGCCUUGUGAAGCUGAGGCUCCAAUACUUUGGCCACCUCGUGAGAAGACAAGACUCCCUGGAAAAGACACUGAUGUUGGGAAAGAUUGAGGGCACUAGGAGAAGGAGACGACAGAGGACGAGAUGGUUGGACAGUGUUCUCGAAGCUACGAACAUGAGUUUGACCAAACUGCGGGAGGCAGUGCAAGACAGGAGUGCCUGGCGUGUUAUGGUCCAUGGGGUCACGAAGAGUCGGACACGACUAAAUGACUAAACGACAACAACAAGAACUGCCAAAAUGCUUUCUGACAGAACAUGCACAGUUUGUUUUCAUUUUGUAAAAAAAAACAAAACAGACAAGCUUAUUCUCAGAUUCAAAGGCAGAUUAAAAAGAAACAAACACAGAAUGUGUUGUGUAUAGAAA
Zootoca vivipara (common lizard) is the source of this 7279-nucleotide messenger RNA. It is a transcript of the gene PANK1, whose product is annotated as pantothenate kinase 1. Lineage: Eukaryota; Metazoa; Chordata; Lepidosauria; Squamata; Lacertidae. The record is from RefSeq and is a predicted model, not a curated record. Gene Ontology annotation, cellular component: nucleus; cytosol. Gene Ontology annotation, molecular function: pantothenate kinase activity; ATP binding. Gene Ontology annotation, biological process: coenzyme A biosynthetic process.